AUAGAACCUUGGACCGCCUCUGAAUUUGGAGUCUAACUAGUUAACAACAUUCUUCCCUAUACUUCAGCUUCCCCUCGGAUGCACCAAGGGGAAACUGAAGUAAACGCCCACUUUUGGGAAGCGGAAGAUGGGGAUCUUGGGUUUCUUGCUGUAAACUGUAAGCAACCGUCUGAACUCCAUUUAUUUCGAUGGUACAUCUGCAGUAAUUAUGAUAACUGUAAACUCCCGAAGAAUGCGAAGACAAAGUCAGUGUCGCAGGCAUGCGACGCCGGAUGGAUGGCUUGUCUAAACGUCGAGCCGACAUGUGUUGACUAUGGCAAACUGGUAAAAGGUAUCCCGCCCAUCGCGGUGCUAACCAGCCGGCGUCUCUGCUGCCAUGGAGGUGGGCAGCCUCCCCGUGGAGCUGUGGAGGGUUAUCUUAGCCUAUCUCCCUCUCCCUGACCUGGGCCGCUGCUGCCAGGUGUGCCGUGCCUGGCGGGAGCUCAUCCUCUCUCUGGAUAACACCCGCUGGAGACAGCUCUGCCUGGGCUGCCCUGAGUGCCGACAUCCCAACUGGCCUAGUCAACCUCAUCUGGAGCCCCCUUCGUGGAGAGAGGCCCUGAAACAGCAUGCCCUUGCCACCCGCACCUGGACUCAAAAUGGUCCAGAGCUCCAGUCCUCCGCUUGCCUCCUCUUCUUCCGCCGUCGGAAAGAUCGCAGGGUUUGGCAUGUGGGGCCGGGAUGUGAGUUUGAGACCCUGCGCGGAGCCCUUGGGGUGGUGGGGCCUUACGACCGAGUGGUGCUCCAUCCAGGGGUGUAUGAGGAGCAGGCUGAGGUAGCGCUGAAAGUACCGGUGGAGCUGGUUGGGUUAGGCCGACUGGGCGAGGUGGCCCUCUUAGUGUGUAUGGAGCAGCAGUGCCCUACUGCCAGGCUGUGUAAUCUGGUGUUCAUGCCACCCUGGUUCUCCACGGUUGUCUACAAGACAUCCUGGGGACAUGUCCAACUAGAUAACUGCAACUUUGAGGGAGCUCAGCUGCAAGUCCGCGGGCCAGGAACCUGCCAGGCUCGGUUUUGCUCCUUCUCCCAGGGCAGCUCUGCACACUUGCUGGGAGUUGUCCUGAGUUUAUUUGACAGCUGUGACUUCUCAGGAAGUGACACAGCUUCAGUGACUGUGGAAGGUCCCCCGGUCUCAGAAAGGAACUGGGCUUGUAAACAUUUGGCAGCUCUGGCUAGGACGUUCCCAUCAUGUGGCCUAUCUGAGCAUAAUAGUUCUCCCAAAGGACAUCCGGCUGCCUCCACUGGUGGACACCAACCUCCAGGUGCUAAUGUUAAAAAGGAGAGCAUAACCAUAGAUGACUGGAAGAGGAGAACAGGGGUAGAUGGGGUAUGUCAGAGGACAGUGAUUGAAGAUGGCUGGAGUGAUGGUGAGCGCAGUGAAGGAGAGGAGAACAGAGACGAGGGGGGGGCCAACAACACCAAAAAGCAUUUUACACUGGAGUACAAAAUCCCAUGUGACCAUCAUGGCCUAUCGCAUUUGCUCAACCCCCAGCCAGAUGGCUCUCUUCCGCUUUCCUCUUCCCCCGAUCCCCCAUCCAUGAUCCCUGACCCUCUCACCCUACAGCAGGAGUUAGACAGGGACCCAGAGGCUCACAUGUUGGCAGCAUCGACACUUGGCUGCAUCCUCAGACGAUGCCUCUUCAGGGACGGGAAGGGCGGUGUACAUUUGUCCAAUUAUGGACAAGCUCGACUGGAGGAGAAUGUUUUUCGUGGGCUGAACUACGCCGUGCGCUGCAUCCAAAACUCCACAAUCGUAAUGCUGAGAAACGAGGUCUGUGAAUGUCGUGCAUCAGGCGUGUUUCUGCGCCUCUCUGCUCAGGGCCUCAUAGCAGAAAACAACAUCCACUCGAACGGGGAGGCAGGGCUGGAUAUCCGAAAGGGGGCUAACCCAACCAUUGUGUGCAACAAAAUACACAGUGGUUUGCGCUCUGGGGUUGUUGUCCUUGGCAAUGGAAAAGGUUCAAUUCGAAGCAAUCAGAUUUACAACAACAAAGAAGCUGGGGUAUAUAUUCUCUUCAGUGGAAAUCCCGUGGUAAGUGGGAAUCACAUCUUCCAGGGCCAGGCUGCAGGGAUUGCUAUAAAUGAGAACGGCAGAGGAAUGAUAACAGAGAAUGUGAUUCGAGAGAACCAAUGGGGCGGUGUGGAUAUCCGCAGAGGAGGCGACCCUAUCUUACGGAACAACUACAUUUGUUACGGCUACUCAGAUGGUGUUGUGGUGGGAGAGAGAGGACGUGGACUUAUUGAGGGAAACCAGGUUUUUUGUAACAAAGGCUGCGGUGUGUGGGUUAUGUCGUCCAGCCUCCCACAGCUCCUAAGCAAUUACAUAAUCCAUAACUGUAUGUAUGGGCUGGCAGUGUUCUGCAGGAAGGACCCAGAGAACAUUGAGGUCAGGGACGGAAACUGGCCUGGGCAGGAAGGAAUCGCUGGAGAAGGAGGCGGAGCAGACAGGAGGGGAGUAGAAGGAGAGGGACGUGAAGGGCAGGAGAACUUUAAUGAAGAAGGUGAACUGUUUGCCUGGGACAGUGACCUGGACAGCGAAGAUGAGCGCCACUCUGCUCGCCGCUCUAUUAGUGUGGCCCUGGUGGAGAGCAACUGCAUGAGCUACAAUGGAGUUGGUCUGUAUGUGAAGAGCACCGAGGCCCUGAAUGUUUUUGCUAACCUGAUAAACUGUAACCGUGGCCUUGGCAUUGCCGUGCUGCAAAGCAGUCAGCUGACCCGACUUGCUACAAACUGCAUUCUGGAAAAUGGUCGAGGUGGUGUUGCGGUGGAGAAAGACUGCAGAGUGGAGCUUCGUGGUAAUGGCAUCUACGAAAACAGUGGCUAUGGUGUCAGUUUCAGUGGUAAUGGGCAGAUUGUGGAAAAUGAUGUUGUUGGGAACCGUGGAUGUGGAAUCCAGGUCUGUGGAAGUGCCGAUAUCAAGGUAAUGCGCAAUCGUGUCCAACCCUCACAAGGCUGUGGGAUCGCCGUGCUAGGGCCAGUUAAAGGUGUUGUCCAUGACAACAUCUUGUUCCAGGGUCACCGUGACAACAGAAAAGCGUUGCUACAUAUGGAUCCUGGCAAUGAGAGCUGUGUGCUGCGGAACAAUAGCAUUCUAAGGCAUGAUGACAGCUGUACAUCUGUUCCCCCCUGGGUUAUGGAAAACCCUCCUCCUCGCCCACUGGCCAGCUCCCCUGCAGGUCUCUCUUCAUCCCAGUAUCCCUCUGGACUUGGAAUUUCCGUGACCACCAGGAUCGGCGCAACUGUGGAAAGUGGUUGCCACAGCGGCAGCAUGUUUUGCAGCAUUCUGUGAAUACUGGCAAGAACUUACAAACCAAUAUGAUAGCCAGGGUCAGGAGGUCAGCAUCUGGUUGCUCCUUAACUACUGUAAACCAUACACGUGGGGCACUGACUGUCAAAAUAAGGGUUCGGUUAAUUGUCCAAGUAGCUGGAGACCGCAACUGAAACAUUAAAGGAGCCAUCCACCCUCAUUUUUAUUAAGAUGGAAGAAGAUUUUGAAAAUCUGAAAUUAGACUUUUGUACUUCUACGAUUAAAAUGCUACUGUGCUCAUAAAACGUGGGCUAUUGAAAACCGAAGCUGGAGUACAAGACAUUCAUACAUCUUUGGAAUCUGUUUGAGACUAGAGCUUUGCCUAGUUUAUCAUUAGCUCAUUUACUGCAGACUUGUUUGGUAGUCUUAUUUUUGCUUAUAGGGACUCGCUGGUUAGGAAGUGCACAUUUCUAAAUCCUAGCAGGAGUCAAAGGCUUCAGAAAUGCUGGCUUUGACAGUGGGUCAAAGUAAAGCUGUGCCUUGGUUGACUAUUUAAGGGAUGGCUGUAGCGAGGGAAGGUGUGUUCAUAGCGUGAGGGCGUUUAUGCAACUAAGCCAAAACUAAGAUUCUGUCUCUGUCCUGUCUGUUGGCGGGUCUCUUCUUGCGUAAUGUCCUUUGUGGUUUUUAAAACUUAAUGCACUUCGCUUUUUGAGACAUCUCAUUAUUUCAGAUCCUGUCAACAUGCUGCAGAGAAAACUAAACAGAUAUCUGCAUAUGAUUAUGCAAAAAAAAAAACUGUUGGUAGUCUAAGCUUUAUAGUUCCAUUUGUAGUCCACCUGCACUUAAGUUCGACCAACCAAUCACAUUUGAUGGUUUGCAUUUGCCGAAAUAUAAUCUCACAACCAUCCACUAUUGUCUGAUGACAGUUUAGCUUUUUUAACAGCUUAUUUAAUUUGUCUGCAUUUGUAAAAAAAACAAACAAACAAAAAAAAGCCAAAAAAAAAAGACCAGCAGACAGAAGAGGAAGUCCGUUAUCAAGAUAUCCUGUCCACACACUCAGAGAAGGGGAAGAUAUGUAGUGUGCAAUAUGUGAUGUCUACAAACGUGCCUAUACGUUCCUGCUAGAUGUUCUGUCAUCUAGAAUUUGUUUACAGCUCUUUAGUCUUUUUUUUUUUCUUUUUCUAUCUUUAAAUGUAAGCGUGUCACGUUCGACUUGAAGUUCACUUUAUUUGUCUACAAAAGCAUUAAUAAACAAGCCUUGUUUAAUGCA
Oreochromis aureus is the source of this 4553-nucleotide messenger RNA. It is a transcript of the gene fbxo10, whose product is annotated as F-box protein 10. Lineage: Eukaryota; Metazoa; Chordata; Actinopteri; Cichliformes; Cichlidae. Gene Ontology annotation, molecular function: protein binding. The coding region runs from base 377 to 3325 and encodes 982 amino acids. The transcript is spliced from 11 exons. The record is from RefSeq and is a predicted model, not a curated record. Gene Ontology annotation, biological process: regulation of apoptotic process; ubiquitin-dependent protein catabolic process; protein ubiquitination.